AAAAGUUUGGUUUCAUUUUUACACAACAAAAAAGAAGGCCUUGACGUUUCCUUCUAAAACCCCUCUUAUCUUCUUCUUCUUCACAACAGAGGAAAAAGCUUCAUUCCUCUGUACUCACCAUGAGGAAGAACCGACCCGUUUUGAUAUCCAUGGAAAUUCCGGGUCUUGAAUUGUCUAACAACACCAUUCAAUCUUACCCACCACAACAAUGGAAGAACAAAUGGGUCGGUUCUGUGGGUUUUUCUAAAGAAAUUGGGUGUAAUUUUGGUUGUAUAUCGUUAUCGGAGAAUUUGGAUGAAAAAGCAUUCAAAGAGUUCAAUCCUACAGCAACUCAGCUUUUAAAGCACCCUUUGGCUAUGGUUGCUUUGGUUCCUAGAGAAGCUGCAUUGUUUGCUGCAGGUGCUAUUGCUGGUGCUGCUGCCAAAUCUGUUACUGCACCACUUGACCGUAUCAAGCUCCUCAUGCAGACACAUGGACUAAGAGCUGGGCAAGAAGCUGCAAAGAAAGGAAUUGGAUUCAUUGAGGCAUUUGCAUUGAUUGGGAAGGAGGAAGGUCUCAAAGGAUAUUGGAAAGGAAACCUUCCACAGGUGAUACGGAUCAUACCUUAUAGUGCGGUGCAGUUAUUUGCUUAUGAAACCUACAAGAAACUAUUUCAAGGGAAGGAUGGGGAGCUUUCUGUCAUUGGAAGACUAGCUGCGGGUGCUUGUGCUGGCAUGACGUCUACUUUUGUAACCUACCCACUAGAUGUUCUCAGGUUGAGAUUAGCAGUAGACCCUGGAUAUAAAACAAUGAGUGAGGUUGCUUUAAACAUGCUGAAAGAGGAAGGUGUUGCAUCCUUUUAUAAUGGUCUCGGGCCCUCACUCAUUGGAAUAGCUCCAUAUAUCGCUGUGAACUUUUGUGUUUUUGACUUGGUGAAGAAAGCUUUGCCAGAAAAAUAUCAGAAACGAACUGAAGCAACGCUGGCUACAGGUUUGAUUUCAGCAACUAUUGCCACUCUAAUGUGCUAUCCAUUGGACACAGUGAGAAGGCAAAUGCAAAUGAAGGGUACACCUUAUAUGACAAUUUUUGAUGCCUUCCCAGGUAUAGUGGCACGUGAUGGUAUAGUUGGAUUGUACAGGGGUUUUGUUCCCAAUGCACUGAAAACUCUCCCUAAUAGCAGCAUUAGGCUUACCACUUUUGACACUGUGAAGCGUUUGCUAGCAAGAAGUGAGGAAGAGUUCCAGAAAAUUACAGAGGAAAACCGCAGGCAAAAGGCAGAAUAAUCCUAGCUACUGCACCAAGUAGUUCUUCUGAUUGCAUGAUUCGAUGGACAUUAUUGAUCUCCUCAUUAUUCACGUCAUUUCGAAACACUGGUUCGACGAGCAAGAAACUGAGCUGCCAGUAGUCUAGCUUAUUACCUAGAGCUCGAUUUUGUAAAACUAGGUUUAGUAUCCAAGGUAGUAUAGGUUUGCUUCCCUUAUAUAUCUCUGUGUUUUUUUAGCUCAUUUAAAUGUAGAAUUGCUACAAUCAUUUGUGUUCGCAUGUUUGUACCAUUUGGAGCAA
Messenger RNA from Solanum dulcamara, 1542 nucleotides. Its product is annotated as probable envelope ADP,ATP carrier protein, chloroplastic. The transcript has 10 exons. The record is from RefSeq and is a predicted model, not a curated record. NCBI's taxonomy places the organism in Eukaryota, Viridiplantae, Streptophyta, Magnoliopsida, Solanales, Solanaceae. Gene Ontology annotation, cellular component: thylakoid membrane. The coding region runs from base 120 to 1262 and encodes 380 amino acids. Gene Ontology annotation, molecular function: ATP transmembrane transporter activity. Gene Ontology annotation, biological process: transmembrane transport.